AUGGAGCCGGCGGGCGGCGGCGGCGGGGGCUUCCCCGCGGACCCCCCGGGCGCCUUCGUGCUGAGCAACCUGGCGGAGGUGGUGGAGCGGGUGCUCUCCUUCCUGCCCGCCCGGGCGCUGCUGCGGGCGGCCGGCGUCUGCCGCCUGUGGAGGGAGAGCGUGCGCCGGGUGCUGCGAGCCCAGCGCGGGGUGGCCUGGAUCUCGGCGGGCCCGGCGGACGCGGGUCCCCCGCAGGAGCACUGCCUGGUCCGCGCGGCGGCCGCGGAGCUGCAGAACGUGCACAUCCUGCCGCAGACCGUGCUCUACAUGGCCGACUCGGACACCUUCAUCAGCCUGGAGGAGUGUCGGGGUCACAAGCGAGCCAGGAAGCGAGCGACGAUGGAGUCGGCCAUCGCCCUGGAGAAGCUGUUCCCGAGGCAGUGCCAGGUGCUGGGGGUCGUGGCCCCCGGGAUUGUCGUGACCCCCAUGGGCUCGGGGAGCCAGCGGCCGCAGGAGAUAGAGAUCGGGGAGUCCGGCUUUGCGCUGCUGUUCCCCCAGGUGGAAGGGAUUAAAAUACAGCCCUUCCGUUUCACCAAGAACCCAAAGAACCUGACGCUGGAAAGACGGCGCUUCACCGAAGCAGGCCUCCUGGACAACCCCGAGCUGCGCGUGGUCCUGGUGUUCGGCUACAACUGCUGCAAGGUGGGCGCCAGCAGCUUCCUGCAGCGCGUGGUCCGCACCUUCAGCGACACCAACGUGGUGGUGGCCGGGGGCCAGGUGGACAACCUGGCGUCGCUGACCUCUGACACGUGCCCGGUGGACGUGGACGGCGCGGGCGUGGCGGGGCUGGCGCUGAGCGGCCAGCGCGUGCAGGGCGCCACGGUGCUGCUGGGCGAGGACGUGGGCGACGAGCGGGCGGCCGAGGCGGCCGUGCAGCGCCUCAAGGCGGCGGGCAUCCCCGAGCGCCACACCGUGGGCUUCAUGUUCGCCUGCGUGGGCCGCGGCGCCCAGUUCUACCGCGGCCGCGCCCACGUGGAGGCCGACGCGUUCCGCAAGGCCUUCCCCGGCGUGCCGCUCUUCGGCUUCUUCGGCAACGGCGAGAUCGGCUGCGACCGCAUCGUCGCCGGCCACUUCGCGCUGCGGCGCUGCGGCGAGGCCCGGGCCGAGGAGGACCUGUUCCACAGCUACACCACCGUGCUGGCGCUGGUGCACCUGGGCGCCGCCAAGUGA
Pipistrellus nathusii (Nathusius's pipistrelle) is the source of this 1209-nucleotide messenger RNA. NCBI's taxonomy places the organism in Eukaryota, Metazoa, Chordata, Mammalia, Chiroptera, Vespertilionidae. The record is from the annotation of a GenBank genome assembly.